Messenger RNA from Echinostoma caproni, 933 nucleotides. NCBI's taxonomy places the organism in Eukaryota, Metazoa, Platyhelminthes, Trematoda, Plagiorchiida, Echinostomatidae. The record is from the annotation of a GenBank genome assembly.
AUGACAGGAUCAAAUUCCGGCCCAUCCACGUCCGUGACAUCAGCGGAAACAUCACCGCGUCGAACCAGACAGCUGACCAGUGCGGACCCUCGUGUUCCGAAUGCAUCACCACAUCAAGGCUUUUUACAGCCUCCUUACAGUCCCGCGGGCUUGCUUCAAACUGUGAAAAACACACACGGACAGUGGUACUUACCAGAUAUCAACCCGACAGAAAGAAACGGAGAAGUGCGACGGGUCACUUUGGAACAGACACCGUCUGGUUACACGAUUAAAGAACUGAACCAGUCGCGCUACUAUCCAACAAUUGCCCAUUUGAUUGCAGCCCACUGCAGUCAAACGAACUCACUACCAUGUCUCCUACGAUUGCCCGGAUACAGUCCGGCGUCCAUAGGACCGAGUUGUGUUGGGACAUCUGCUACCGGCUCCCCUACAGGAGUAGCCAACUUUUCGAUGCGUAAUCGUUUGGCAGCCCCACUGAAUGGGGCCAGUGGUGCCCUUGGAGAAUGUCCGUCUACCACACCGAUUCAGCGUUCAUGGACUAAGCGCAUUGGAUCCCGGGAGAUGACUGACCCGUGGGCAGACAAAGCCAUCAUCCCGCCAGUUCCUCCACAUCGAACCCCAAACACGAAUUCACAAAUACGAAAACAGUUACAACGUCCAGUUUAUUCAUUACUACCUCAAGGGGCUGGUUUGCUAAAGUCUUCUACUACAGAUUUAGGUUACCUUAAGAACUUCCCAAAUUUUAGAUGGAAAUCCCUGGAGCUAUAUAACGAAGGAAUUGUUGAGAGCAAAAUAUUCGGAUUUGUGGCCAUCAAUCAGGUGAAUCCAUCUGGCAGCCCGCAAUGUCAUUUGUUCUGCGAAUACGAUCUGAACGAACCGGCGAAUGUCAUCUGUGAUUUCACAAAUCGAUAUCUGAACCUACUUAACGUGUAA